AUGAACAGGCCUAUCUUUGGGAAAGGUGCCCAAGUAUUGUUAGCUAUAUUGACUAUUGAAACUUGCUUUGUGGGGUGCCCCGAAUGCGAUGGAGCGGGAUUUGUGCGGCAAUCUGGGGCUGCUCUGAGGGCAAAUGCGGCUCGGAAGGACCAGGCUCAGAUUGUGUGUGCUCGUUGCAAUGGUCUUGGCAAGCUGAAUCAAGUCGAUAAAUAA
Messenger RNA from Ilex paraguariensis (yerba mate), 213 nucleotides. Lineage: Eukaryota; Viridiplantae; Streptophyta; Magnoliopsida; Aquifoliales; Aquifoliaceae. The record is from the annotation of a GenBank genome assembly.